This is a messenger RNA of Pecten maximus, 3198 nucleotides long. RefSeq names its product brain protein I3-like. The record is from RefSeq and is a predicted model, not a curated record. The transcript is spliced from 4 exons. Bases 75 to 506 code for a protein of 143 amino acids. NCBI's taxonomy places the organism in Eukaryota, Metazoa, Mollusca, Bivalvia, Pectinida, Pectinidae.
AUAAACUCACGAGGAAUCCGAAUGAGUUGAGUCUUGUGACAGAAACCGAAAGCUGUUCAGAGAGACUGGUAAAAAUGUCUUCAGGUGAUCCCCCACCCUACCAGGAAGUUACAGGCCAACAAGGUUAUGGAACAGUACCAGGAGCAGUACCUCAAUAUCCCCAACAAGGAAAAUACCCAGGUGGACCACAGCAGCCCCAGGGAGGGUAUACCAGCCCUGCCGGACCCCCAGCAGGGGCCUACACUGGUCCACAAUAUGGUAACACACAACAAACAGGAUACCAACAAGGCUAUCAGGGCUACAAUAGCAGUAGUGUUAUUGUCCAACAGCCUGCUCCACAGGUCGUCAUCGUUGGAGGAUGUCCAGCCUGUCGGGUUGGUGUUUUAGAGGAAGACUACACCUGCCUUGGAGUAUUAUGCGCCAUUUUGUUCUUUCCCCUCGGAGUUCUGUGUUGUCUAGCAAUGAGACAAAGACGCUGCCCAAGUUGUGGAGCUGUGUUUGACUGAGAUUCCCAAAGAUUCUAGUGGGGCUUAAGGGUUCACAGUAAUAUGAUCCACCUAAAACAAUGAAAAAACACAUUCUGUUCAUAUCUCUUCAUUUUAAUUGUAUUUAAUUUGUCGGAAAAUAGAUUGUCUUAUUUUCAAUGGUGGAGAUUAUGAUUAUUGUGUUAUUUAGUGCAUCCCGUCCCAUCCGGAAUCAAUUUGCGGAUUUUGAUCAGUGAUAACACAAAUAUCAUGUUUACCAGUAAGUGUAUGUAUGAGGGCUCUAAGGUUGAACUGUUACUAUUUAUAGAAAUUUGUCAAGCUACAAUGCUCAUUUGAAUAAUAUUGGACAAAAUUAUUGUUAAAUCUUCAGUGUUGUUUGAAAGUUCGGAAUUUAGAAAGAGUAAGAAAAUUUUAUAUUUUAAACUUUGAUCCAGAAUAAAAAUUGCUUAUUAAAAAGUGUUUGCUGUUGAAAUGGUAGAUGAUGCCAAAUCAAUAUGAAGUAUGUGUAAAAUGGGUUAAUAUUCAUAGGUAACAAAAUGCAGAAAAAUCCAUGUGCUCACAUUUGAUUUAAGGGUAUAUGUUACCCUAUUAAAUACUGGUAACAAAUUCCUUUUCCAAAAGUGUUCAAAUGUGAAAAAUAAAUGUCAAUUGAACAUUGUAUGCAUGCAUUAACAACUAAUCAAAACAUUCUGAAUUAAGAGUUCAUGAAGGGAGAUAAAUCUUAUUAUAUAAGAUAACUUACUGCCUUAAAUUGAUUUAGAGAUUCACAAAAAAAUGUUUUGUUUACUACAGUGAAACCUGACUUUACCGACCACUGACUUUAAUGACAUCCUGUAAUAUUUAACCAUAUCCACUAGAAUGGCUACAAGCCCCAUUGUCACUGCUGUACAAGUAGUUUGCUUGUAUGAAAUAUAGAUCUUUCUGGUAAAGUUUUAUGUUAAAAUAUGCUAUAUUUUUAUCCUAACAUUAUGGCAAAUUCACUCAGCAUUGAGAUUAAAUUUCAUUGAUCUCUGUCAUUUCAUAUAAUUUUCUGCAACUAUUCAACAUACAGGUAAAGCAUUUUUUUUUUUUAACUUUCAGAUCGCAUUUAUGAAAUUGAAAUCUUUUUCAUUUAUUUACACUUGUACACUCCAAUUUUUUGUACCAAAAAGAUAUAUUGAAGAAAACAAUACAAUGCUUGCACUGCAAUUCGUGUUACGCAGGAAAAUAACUUCUAACUACCACUUGUCAUAUGAUGGUAAAUAUGUUUGUGCAGUACAGUACUCAAAAAUUACUUUGGAUGAAAGGAUCUAGUGACCUUUGAUAUCACUACUGUCACCAGGUUCCAAAAAUUUGUAUCUGUCAUAUUUGAUUUUAGAGUAAUAUAGGUCUGUAUGUGGACAAAAGAGCUUUUCUUUGCUUCAACCCCCCUCCCUCCCCCCUAAUAUAAAUAUAUAUCAACUAAGUGUAUAUCAAAAUAUCCUGCCUUGAUCAGCAGUUGUAUUCAGACCAAAUAUUAACAGAAUCUGUUUUAAAAGUCAAUUCCAAAUGAUGUUAUGAUGUAAUUAUAUAAAAUUCACAUUUCAAAUCGCUUGUAUACAAUUCAUUGUAUUUUUCGAUAAUUGGAUACUUAAUCAAAUUCUGUGAUGUACUAAAGACAAUGAAAGAUUUGCAGGGCGAUGACACGGUGCUGUGUCCUAUGGAUAUAGAUAAUGAAAGGUUUGCAGAAGAUGACACUCAAGAAUGAUUUGAUGGUUAAAAUGAUGUUACCAUUUGUAUCAUAGAAUAGCAUAUGGCAGUGAACCCUUAUGUACCAAGUGUAAAUAUCUAGAUAUUUUUUGUCUACAGGUGAACUGUUUAGGCAGCGGAAGUGAAAAUACUGCUAGGUUAUCAAUUACCCAAUACAUACAAUAUUUAUUCGCAAAUAAGUCCUUGUCCACAAAUAAGCCCUUUCUUAAUUUUUAAAACAGUAACCAAAAUUUGGUUCUUGUAGCCAUAUCAGCCCUUCCCAAACUUUAAAACAAAAACUUGUUAAUUUUUGUUAAUUUGAUAUGUACAUGUAUACAAUACCUGCCUGUACAUAAAUUUACAUCUUAUUAAUUUUUUUGUCUUUUUGUCUUUUUUUUAUGCUAAAAUAUAGUUUGAAGUUCUAUAGCUUGCUCUGCUUGAAUACUAGUCCCAAAUGCUCUUUUUUAAAGUUAAUUCUUUAAAGGUAAUACAUUAAUAUCAAGUAGGAUGCAAUUAGUAAUGAAAUAUUUUUCAUAACUUUUAUAUCAUGAAAUUUUCGCCAUGUACAGCAUACAUAUGCAUUAAUGGUCAGUGAUAAUGAAAAAAUAUCAUUUUACCACAGGGACUUGUCUCAAAUUUCCAACCCACUGUCUCGAUUGGUAUUCUUGAUACAUAUUGAUAUAGACCAUGGAUUUGAAUUUUGUGUCCGGUCCCUGUGACGUAUCCUUGAUGUAUGUACACGUAUACAUGUUAAAAACUGUUAAAGAUAUAUACAUGUUCAGAAAAAAAUGAAGUUAGGGCUCUAUAUAAAUUUUAUAGGAAAAAUUAUAGGUUUAUAAUCGGCUUCUCUUCUUAGAAUGUGAUAAGGUUUACUGAUAGUGCAAUAAAGGUACCAUUAUAGAGUUUCACUUAUAAAUGUGUAGUUUAAAAUGUAUGUAAAUUAUUGAAUAAAUGUAUGUAAAUUAUUGAAUACAGUUACAUUAAAUGUAAAUAGUUUAUGCAAGAA